GACUCCCGCGCGUGUGCCCAGCCUCUUCCCGCCGCAGCCGCCCUUUUCCUCCCUCCUUUACGUCCCCGAGUGCGGCAGUACCGCCUCCUUCCCAGCCGCGCGGCUUCCUCCAGACCUCUCGGCGCGGGUGGGCACCAUGUCCUUGAAGCUUCAGGCAAGCAAUGUAACCAACAAGAAUGACCCCAAGUCCAUCAACUCUCGAGUCUUCAUUGGAAACCUCAACACAGCUCUGGUGAAGAAAUCAGAUGUGGAGACCAUCUUCUCUAAGUAUGGCCGUGUGGCCGGCUGUUCUGUGCACAAGGGCUAUGCCUUUGUUCAGUACUCCAAUGAGCGCCAUGCCCGGGCAGCUGUGCUGGGAGAGAAUGGGCGGGUGCUGGCCGGGCAGACCCUGGACAUCAACAUGGCUGGAGAGCCUAAGCCUGACAGACCCAAGGGGCUAAAGAGAGCAGCAUCUGCCAUAUACAGUGGCUACAUCUUUGACUAUGAUUACUACCGGGACGACUUCUACGACAGGCUCUUCGACUACCGGGGCCGUCUGUCGCCCGUGCCAGUGCCCAGGGCGGUCCCUGUGAAGCGACCCCGGGUCACAGUCCCUUUGGUCCGGCGUGUCAAAACUAACGUACCUGUCAAGCUCUUUGCCCGCUCCACAGCCAUCACCACCAGCUCAGCCAAGAUCAAGUUAAAGAGCAGUGAGCUGCAGGCCAUCAAGACGGAGCUGACACAGAUCAAGUCCAAUAUCGAUGCCCUGCUGAGCCGCUUGGAGCAGAUCGCUGCGGAGCAAAAGGCCAAUCCAGAUGGCAAGAAGAAGGGUGAUGGAGGUGGCGCCAGCAGCGGCGGCGGUGGUGGUGGCGGCGGUGGCGGUGGCAGUGGUGGUGGCGGUGGCAGCAGUCGGCCACCAGCCCCCCAAGAGAACACGACUUCUGAGGCAGGCCUGCCCCAGGGAGAAGCACGGACCCGAGAUGACGGCGAUGAGGAGGGGCUGCUGACACACAGCGAGGAAGAGCUGGAACACAGCCAGGACACAGACGCGGAUGAUGGGGCCUUGCAGUAAGCAGGGGCUGCAUCAGUCCUGAGAAUCUGCUUCAAGAAUGAAGUUAAAAACGGGUUGAAAUCACCAGUCUCUUUGUCAACCUGUCACCAAACUGAAGAGUAUCAUUCCUUCUCCUAAAGGGUGCCACUAAGUAAAGAAAUAAACCAAACACACAUACAUACACAAAAGCAAUGGAGCGUUAAUUACGUAAGAGGCACUGAUCCUUGCUUUAUUCAUGUAGAAAUAUCCAACAUUGGGAAUCGUGUGGGUGUAGAUACAAAAAAAGGAAAAUGGCAUAAACAGCAGUUGGGUUCAUUGUGGCAGUUGGUGGCAGUUUCAGCCAGUGUGUGGGUUGAGGGCCCUCUAUUGCUUUACCCCAUCACCCUCCACUGUUUUAGCCAAGGUGUUUGACAACACUUGGCCUGUACUUUAAGGGUCACAGUGAUUAAAAACAACACAGUCAAGACAUUCGGGUCUGAAUGACUGCUCCUGAGCUGCUUAGUACGAAGUCUGGCAACAAGAAAGCGAGGAGCAGCGUGUAUGCCCUUAUCCUCAGCAAGUGAGAACAAGGCAGAUCACAGCACAGACACAGAAGAUGGCCUUCUCCCAUGUGCCAGCGGAGAAUCCCCUUCCAGCCAAAUCCUCAGGAAGCAGAGCACCACACAAGCAGCAUUUCUUGGUUUCUCAUGGUCAUAUUCAAAAGCGACUUUUAAAUCAGAAAAUAGAAAAAGCAUUUGUGGUGGGUCUUUUUCAAACCCAGAACACAAGUUGGCUAGGAAAACGGAAAGCUUCCUCUGGCAUCCCUGUUUGGACUCCUCCUCUUGGAGGAGUUUCCUGAACCGCACACACAUCGCUUCCUCACCAAGAGAGAUGCUCAACUAGGAUCUUUCUUAGUGUGCCAGUUACAAGACACAUUUACAGGCUAUGUUUCUAAGACCUCUUAGUGGCCAACGAGGAAGGAGGAUAACUAGCACCUUGUAUUCCCUCAUGUGGUAACAGCUGGGGGAGGACUUGGCGGUGAGGUAGUAGCAACCAUCCCCACAUACGGAAAAGAAUUCAAAUCUAUGGAGUCAUUCCCUGGACACUGAAAACAGGCAAUCAAUCCUCCUAAGUUUCAAGGUCCCACCACACUCGCGUGGGAGGCCGUGUCUACUUUAACUAUGUAUCUCAAGAGAAGCAGAGAAGAAAAAUGGCUGCCCAGAUGAAGCGCCUGCCAUUGUCCAGUUUCUCAGUCAGAGCCUGGCACACACUGUUUUAUAUGGUUGGUUUCUUGCUGAUUUCACCAAGCACAUUUAUAGAAAAGAAAACUGAAGGACAAACCAAAUUGAAAGAAUCACUGUUAUAAUAACUUUAAUUUAUCUUGCAUUUUACAGAAGUCUAUGAACGAUUUUAAAAAAGCACCUCCUUACCCCAUAUCACGUUUCUCUGACAGGUGUUAAAGUAGGCAAUGAGUAUGUCAACAGCUUGAGCAUCAGCGUCUUGCAAGGACUUCAGGCCAACCACUCGCCAAAAAUCUUGGCAGCUUUUUUAUCUUGUUUUUAAUACAACGGUAUAUCCACUCUGAUGGCAAACCUGUCCAGCCACAUCUCCACAACAAGCUUUGCAAAAUCAGUGAUUAGCAAAUUAGUUAGCUUUGGCACGGAGCUGUGCUCGCUUGCCCGUGACAGCCUGGAAGCCGGUUUUGAUACUGGCAACAGAACAUCUAGAAUGACAAGUUUCGCACUGUAGGAAAUAGAGUCGCGUGUCCUUCUGCAGGAUUGUGUCCGGUGAUCGGCAUGUGUGACAAGUGACAUAUUCCUCUGCAAAUAAAGCAACACACGGAAUUACCUGGUGGCUGCAGUGAGGUAGAGAAGUUUCUGCCUUCUUAAAUACAUCUACAAAGAACUCCACAAGCCCAGGCUGAGAAUUUAGCUGGGCACCCAGACCAGGGAAGCGCAGCUAUUCGAGGGGUAAGAAAACACAAGCUGUCUGCUGUGGCACUUCCGGCACUAAACAUGGGCUGAUACUCAAUGCCCCAGGAUGCAAGGAAGCCUGCCAGCUUGCUUAUUCUCGUUUCUGUCUAGAGGAGAGCCACUCAAACAUGUUAACAGACAUGCCAAUUUUAAAUAACUAGGAACAAAAGGGGGCCAAGGCCAGGCCUGAAUCACAGGCAAGUUUCUCUGACUUGGCCUUUAGCACUACAAUCAACCAGCAGCUUCAAUCAGCUAGGCUUUCUUUAAAAAUCCAAAUCCUUUUCUAUCUAUACCCCUAGUUAGUAGGUAAGAGCCACCUCCCUUUCACUAUCAUUUUGUCUCUGAUCUUUUUAAGGCCAGCUUUUCCCAGCUCACUGCAAUCAAAUGGCUCUUCCUCUAACACUGCAGCCUGAUGAGAACAUUUCAGGGUGAUCUAAUGAAAUUAAUUAUACACUUACUGAUAUAUCUUCUCAAGACAUUUUCUAUCUGUUUCUGUUGGAAUCUUCCUUUGAUUACAAGUUGGUUAUUACCAUCUAUAGAACCACUAUGAAAGAAAACAAAGAUAUCUCAUUAUUGUUUUUUCCUAAAGGAACCAAAUUCCAGCACCUUUAAACUUAAUGAACUUAAAAUAUAUUCAGUAGCAUAGGAUAAACUCUAGGACUGGUGCUAUACUACUUGGUUUCCCAAAAUUUAUUUAUUUAUGAGACGGGGUCUCACACUCUGUCGCCCAGACUGGAGUGCAGUGGCGUGAUCAUGGCUCACUGCACCUUCAAUCUCCCAGGCUCAAGCAAUCCUCCCACCUAAGCCUAGCAAGUACCUAGGACUACAGGCACUCCCCACUGUGCCCUGCUAAUUUUUUUUUUUUGGUAGAGAUGGAGGGGUCUCCCUAUGUUGCCGAGGCUGGUCUCAAACUACUGGACUCAAGUUAUCCUCCCACUAUGGCCUCCCAAACUGCUGGGAUUACAGGUGUAGGCCACCACACCCAGCCUCAAAAUUUAUUUUUAAUUAAAUAGUUUGCGUCUAAUGAUGUACCCAUACUAACAUCAAAUCCAAUUAAAUCUCCAGUGAUAACAAUCAGAUUUAUAAUUGAUUUUAAGUCUAAAACAAACUGAUUCCUUCAUUGUGUGUGACAGUCCAUCCAACAAAGGAAAAAAUCUUUUACUGCAUCAUACCAUGUACAAAGCAAGGCAAAGGAGAGACCUAGAAAUAUAAAAACAGGAAAGGGGCUACGUUUGUUUUUUAAAAUUCUAAGCACCAAAUAUUUUGAUUCAGGCAUGGUUAAAAGUAUAGUUGAUAAAAAUAUACUAAAAUUGAUUGUGGUAGCAGUUAUACAUAUUAAGUUUAAUAUGUGAUCAUAUUAAAAACCAUUGGGGCCAGGUGUGGUGGCUCACGCCUGUAAUCCCAGCACUUUGGGAGGCCGAGGCGAGUUGAUCACCUGAGGUCAGGUGUUCGAGACCAGCCUGACCAAUAUGGUGGAACCCCGUCUCUACUACAAAUACAAAAAAAUCAGCCAGGCGUGGUGGUGGGAGCCUACAGUCCCAGCUACUGGGAAGGCUGAGACAGGAGAAUUGCUUGAACCUGGGAGGCAGAGGUUGCAGUAAGCCAAGAUCCACGCCACUGCACUCCAGCCUGGGCGACAGAGCACAACUCCAUCUCAAAAAAAAAAAAAAAAAAAACCCAAUUGGAUUGUAUAUUUUAUUUAUAUAUAUAUUUUUUUUGGGGGGGGAGGGGUCCAAGGGUGGAGGUUUAAUAGGCAAAAGAAAGAGAAAGAAUAGCUCUCUCUCGCGAGAGAGACGGACGUCCGAGUGGGACUCUCCUGGAUUAUAUACUUUAAAUUUGUAAGCUGUUAUCUCAAUAAAGCUGUUUCAAGAAAAAAAA
This is a messenger RNA of Gorilla gorilla gorilla (western lowland gorilla), 4860 nucleotides long. RefSeq names its product RALY heterogeneous nuclear ribonucleoprotein (gene RALY). The record is from RefSeq and is a predicted model, not a curated record. Gene Ontology annotation, cellular component: nucleus. The coding region runs from base 137 to 1051 and encodes 304 amino acids. The transcript has 9 exons. Gene Ontology annotation, molecular function: RNA binding. NCBI's taxonomy places the organism in Eukaryota, Metazoa, Chordata, Mammalia, Primates, Hominidae.